Molecule: messenger RNA, 1407 nt
Organism: Folsomia candida
Lineage: Eukaryota; Metazoa; Arthropoda; Collembola; Entomobryomorpha; Isotomidae
Product: zinc finger protein 77
Exons: 5
Coding region: 1-1407 (468 amino acids)
Biological process (GO): regulation of transcription by RNA polymerase II
Cellular component (GO): nucleus
Molecular function (GO): DNA-binding transcription factor activity, RNA polymerase II-specific; RNA polymerase II transcription regulatory region sequence-specific DNA binding
Source: RefSeq, a predicted model, not a curated record
AUGAUAGCUCACAAAACGGAAAUAUUAGAACACUGUUUGGACGGAGGGAUGGAGGCCGCCCCACCUCUGGGAUGGAACAUAACGCCGUUUGAGUACUUCGAGUCGAGAUGGUGGGAGGCGGCUAUGACGGUUUUCUUUAAGAUGCCACUCCUCCUUGAUGGAGGGGGGAAUGGGGUGCCGUGCGAUGAGAAUUGGAUCCCGUUGGGAACUCGGCUUUGUCCAUCUAUCAGGAAAGCGGUGGAUGUAAUAAUUCGAUACGAUGAGCUGGUGGAUAUUUUUCACGACAUUCAUUCCAACGAACCGAUGAAUGAAAUUCAUCCUCCCGAAACAGAUUUACACCUCCCCCCAUCUCAUCACGAAGCUUGUUACAUCUGUGGAGAAAAAUUUCCUACAAAGAAAGACUUGGCAUCCCAUCGCAAAACGCACCUUGGUCAGCGUCCAUUCAGCUGUGACACCUGUCCCGCAACCUUUUCUGGUUGGACGACUUGCGAAAUGCACAAACUGCGCCAUACCCCGGAGUGGCCGGAGCUUGAAAAGGAUGCCAAAAAGUUGUCCGAGCUAAAACGCAAGUUCGCUUUGGAGCGGGUACAUUGGCGGAUGAAGUUUUACAAAGCACCAAAAAUCUAUCCGUGUCCACACUGCGAGAAAACGUUUACAUGGCCGGUAUAUCUUCGAAAGCAUGUCAGAGCACAUUCCACUGAAAAACCACACGUCUGCCCCACGUGUGCCUCAGCCUAUAAACAUAUUUCCCAAUUGAGGGAACACACAGCACGUGCAACGUGCUCCAAAGUGAUCCUCACCAAAUUUUCGCGUGGCCUCCAGUGUGACCUUUGCCCCGUGCGGGUUAAGACGGAACGCGGGCUUAAAUCGCAUCGCAGAAAUGCCCACGGAAUAUACAUCCCUCGUCGAGUCAAACCAUCGUACCCGUGUCCCAAAUGUCCCCACGUGUCGAGCGCUCCUAGCAAAUUCAAGGAACAUGAAAAUAUGCACGCCGGAGUGAAACCGUACCCGUGCGAGGCGCAUUGCGGGCUAGCAUUUACUCUAAGCGCCACGAAUAAUAUAAAGGACACCCAAGUUUACCAAAAACUUCAAACUGGAAUCAAUCUCAACCUGCCCCUUCGCACACUUUCCACGCCGGCAUGUCUAGGAAUGCAUUACAACUCGACGGGUUGUUGCCGGACAUGCCGGGGUGGAAAAAAAAACAUGUUGACCCAUGUCCGGCGAGGAUGUGCCAAGGCGCGGGAGCUCGGACUCGACGUCAAGUUCUUGGCUGAACAGAAAGCCCAGGCUGAAAGCAGGACUGGAAAAAGUGUCGUGAUUCGGGACGGUCUGGUCUGUCCAGUUUGUGGCAAGAAACUAAGCACGAUUCCAAAGAUGAGGGAGCAUCAAGGAAUCCACGGCACGUGA